AUGUGUAUUUGGAAAACUGGGAAAGUUAGUCCGACUUGUCGAUGCACAAUUUGUAGAUUUUUAUCAAAAUUAUUCAAUUUGAAAUUCACACCAUUUCCAUUGCUGAAACUCCCAUUAGUUCCAUUACGAUUGAUCACAAGAAUGAUGAAUUCGAAUGAAAUCCUGAAACUCUCCAUAUGCUCUUAUCAAAUGGAACUUUUUCUCAAAUCAUCAAAAUACAAAGUCAGAGGAUUUCAUUACCAAUUGAAUGAUUCAUUUCUUCAAUUUGAUAUGGGCAAACGGGAUUACCUCUCUGUCAAUUUUGAGAAGGUGAAAAAUGAGAGACAACUGGAAAAGGUCACCAAAAUGAAGCAACUGUGUAACAGAGGAUAUCAAGAAGAUCAAAACAUAUUUUCGAUUGAAUAUAUAUCAAAAAACGAAAUCCUCGCAAUGUGCAACCUCGUCAGUUCACUUUAUUCAAGCCCCUUCAUUCAAUGGGCUUUCCAUUUUGAUGAUAUGGAAAUGCCCACUUUUUGGUACUAUUUCGAUAAAGCGUUGACCGGAAAAUGUGACAUGCUUGUAUUUCGGGAAGGCAGUUUGAGUGAGGAGUUGUUGACAGCUGUAAUGGAUCGCGCCCCGGUUUCCAUGGAGAUGUGUAUAUUUUCAGAUAUUUCAUUGAAUUUUAGACAUUCCAAGGCUAUGAAGUACUUUUCAAUAAACUACAAAGAAGCUCGUUGGGUUACUGUAGACGAUUUGAAAACUGUCAGAAACUCCAAAGUAGUUACACUGGAAACUACAAACUUCGAUAGUUCUGAUAUCAACGAGUUCUUGAAGUAUUGGGUUGACUUACUACGCCCUGAGACACAUCCCGAUAUUUAUGAACUUUUGAAACUACUUGAGAAGAAGAAAGACUUGGAAAUCGAAUUGUCGAGAAUCGAAGAAGCAGCUGAGAAUCUUGGAGAGACGGAAGCAAGGAACAAAAUAGUUCGAGAAAUUUCUUCCGGAUUAGUGCUUUUGAGAAGACAACUGAUGGAAAACAAUGAGAAAGAAUAUAUUUUUGCGAUGUAG
Caenorhabditis remanei is the source of this 1047-nucleotide messenger RNA. RefSeq lists its product as uncharacterized. The transcript has 6 exons. Lineage: Eukaryota; Metazoa; Nematoda; Chromadorea; Rhabditida; Rhabditidae. The record is from RefSeq and is a predicted model, not a curated record. Gene Ontology annotation, biological process: embryo development. Bases 1 to 1047 code for a protein of 348 amino acids.